AUGGCAGCUUACAUCGAGGACUUGUACACCGGCGAUCAUUUGUCUCGGUUUAACCGAGUAAUGACGGUCAUGAGAGUCAGUAAUGACGCCAAGUGCUUAUGCUUUCCACUAACGUUAAGUGGGUCCGCAGAGGAAUGGUUCAAAAAGUUGGAACCAGGAUCUGUGGACUGCUGGAACAAGGUGCAAGUCAGCUUCCGGAGACAGUUCGUCCCUGCGAGGAAGAUUAAUCUCGAAGGCAUAAAACCCAACACUACCUUCGGUUACUCCACAAAUGAGCGGUAUACAAUUCUCCGCAACUCCAGGAUACAAUCAGAGCCAAGCCUUGGCUUCCGCAUCUUCGCACUACGGGAACCCCUCGGGGAUAACGGACAAGUCCCGUCUCACUCUGCUCCUGCUGCAAGCCUAAUCGGACCUUCUCAAGGCUCCAGGAGCAAGAGGUCCUCGAAAGGCAGCAACCGGACGGAGGACAAGCACCAAAAAAGAGGGUAUACUCCCCAAUACACCCAGUACACGGAGCUGACAGACUCACAAGCAAGUGUGUAUUUCGCCACGAGGCAAAAUACACACUACCAGAGACUGCUCCCCCUGUACCGAGAUAGUUCCCGAAGGGAUCCCAACAAAAGAUGCGAGUACCACAACGACAUUGGACAUAGUACUAAUGAGUGCAAAAACCUCAUAGAUGAGAUCGAAAAUUUGGUUCGGUUGGGCCACCUCUAUGAGUGGAUCAAGAACCGGCUGCCUCAUCUCAACCCAGUUCCGGUAGGGGGUCCUUUGCCCCAGGGGGCGCCACGGGGUGCGCCCGGAGCGCUGGCACCAGCUGCACCCUCAGGAGGGCCUCAACAGACCCUUGGCCUGCCACCAAGACCCAACGAAAUAGUGGCUAUGAUAUCUGGUGGGCCCCAUAUUUGA
Messenger RNA from Cannabis sativa, 909 nucleotides. RefSeq lists its product as uncharacterized. NCBI's taxonomy places the organism in Eukaryota, Viridiplantae, Streptophyta, Magnoliopsida, Rosales, Cannabaceae. The coding region runs from base 1 to 909 and encodes 302 amino acids. The transcript is spliced from 2 exons. The record is from RefSeq and is a predicted model, not a curated record.